This is a messenger RNA of Parascedosporium putredinis, 1314 nucleotides long. NCBI's taxonomy places the organism in Eukaryota, Fungi, Ascomycota, Sordariomycetes, Microascales, Microascaceae. The record is from the annotation of a GenBank genome assembly.
AUGCCCAUCUUGUCCGAGAAGGGGUACCAGUGGAUCCAGUCUCGGACGGGCAAGGCCGUCGACCUCGGAAAAUUUGAGCUCUUUGGCUCGAAGCAGACGGUGCUGCCCACCUGCUACUCCUUCGAGGAGCUGUGCCACUUACCCGAUCGGGCGGCGGUCGCCGGGGCUGUGGAUGCGCUCUUCAACCUGCCCGCGGGGCUGUUUUACCCCAUCAUCGACCCUGUGCUGUUCGCGGAGACGAUGGACCUAGCCUAUCGCGGCGCUGACGAGCAAUCGUCCUCCUCCGGCAUCCGGGUGUCGGCUAGGGCAUGCGUGCUCGUACUCUAUGGCCUUUGUUCCCGGUUAUCGCUGCAAGGCAGCCGCGCGCAAUCAAGCAGCUACGCCGACAGGGCACAGCUUCUUCUGGGGUAUUGUCCCGGGAAACAAUGCGAUUACAAUGCUCGCAGCGGCGUGUCGCCUGGGGUCUGCAUCCGCCGGGGUACCCCCGACCCUCAGGGCGGACUCGUGCGACCUGUCGGUGCCCGACAUGGUCGCCGACGCGUUCACAUUUCACCCCAAUUCGGCGCGGGGCGACAAGGCCGCGGGGACCGCAAGUACCGCAGCCACUUUUCGGCGCACAUCGUCCUGGCCUUCAUCAAGGAGAAGGCCAACAUGCUCCUCUUCUCGCCCAACGCGAUCCAGGUACCCGACAAGCAGAUUCUCAUGUACAUCCGCGAGCUCGACGACGAAGUGGAGGAGUGGCGGCAGUCCAUCCCCGUGGACCUGCGGCCCAAGCUGUCCAUCACCGCGGGGUCCACCAUCAUCUCGCCUCACAUGGAUAUUGGUCAGCGCAUCCGGUGCCGGAACCUGCAGCUCGAGUAUCUGCACUUCAUCACCACCAUUCACACCGCCGUGCGGCGAUGUGGGUCGGAGUACGCCGAGGGCAUGGAGCUGCCCGAGGACCUGCACGCGGUGUUCCAUUCGAGCUUGGAUAUCGCGCUGGAGGCGAGCCGAUCUACCCUGUCUCUUCUCAAAAGCAAUGAUCAGGGGCUGGCGGAAGAGCCGUUUUGGCGGAUCGCCUUUUACCCUCCCGUAGCAGCCAUGUCCUUGUUCGUCAACAUCAUAAUCCACCCGCUAGCCCCGCUGGCGCAAAAGGACCUCGAGCUCCUCGCAUCGUCGGUAGGCAUCUCGCAAACGGUCUCAUCGGGAGUCGGCAAGGGCACGGAGGAGGAGAUGGGAUACCUGCAAGCCAUGAACGAAUUCAUCAUGGAGUUAGUUAGACUGGCGAACUGCGCCAUGUGGAAGGCGAGAAACGAAGCAGGGGCGAGUGGGUGA